AUGGAUCAGAAGAAGGUCAUGAGGUCUCACUCGUCACCGUGGCGUGGAUUGGCGGCGCGACGGCGGUGGUGUCAGGCGGCCGCGCGGCCGACGACCGUUCUUGUGAUCGCGGUGACCGUGUUUGCCCCGCUGCUCCUGGCCGUCGUCCUCUUCGGCUUCCGGGUGACGCCCUCGGGCGCCAACAGUACCUGGGUCUCGGCCGGAGUACGCGUCGUCCUCAAAGCCGUGUCCGACCAAGGCACCGGUCGUGGUCCAUUGGCGACGGUGCCGGAUCCCAGCGACCGGCUGCUGGGCGGCCUCCUCUCGCCGGACUUCGACGAAAGCUCCUGCCUCAGCCGCUACAGCGCCGCGCUGUACCGCCGGCCGUCACUGCACGCCGUUUCCUCCUACCUCGUCUCCGCUCUACACCGCUACGAGUCGCUGCACCGCCGCUGCGGCCCCGGCACUCCAGCCUACGCGCGCGCCGUCGAGCUCCUGCGCGCGAACGCCUCCUUUGCUACUUCGUCGUCCUCCGCCGCCGCCUCCGGAUCAUCGUGCAGCUACGCCGUGUGGACCCCGAUCGAGGGCCUCGGCAACCGCAUCCUCUCCAUCACCUCGACCUUCCUCUACGCGCUGCUCACCGACCGCGUCCUGCUCCUCCACAGCAGCGGCGACGACCUCCACGGCCUCUUCUGCGAGCCGUUCCCGGGCUCGACGUGGAUCCUGCCGGCGGCGGACAAGGACAACAAGGACGACUUCCCUAUCCGCGGCAUCGAGAAGCUCACCGACUGGUGGCACCACGACAGCCUGGGCUCCGUGCUGCGGCGCGGCGAGGAUCCCGGCGUGGCGCCGUGGCUGUACGUGCACCUGCGGCACGACUACACCAAGGACAACCGCGACCAGCAGUUCUUCUGCGACGACAUGCAGGCCAAGCUGGGGACCGUGCCGUGGCUCGUGUUCCGGUCGGACAACUACUUCGUGCCGGGCUUGUUCCUGAUGCCACGGCACGAGGCGGAGCUGGGGCGCAUGUUCCCGCGCCGCGACGUUGUGUUCCACCACCUCGGCCGCUACCUGUUCCACCCGAGCAACACGGUGUGGGGCAUGGUGACCCGGUACCACGACUCCUACUUCGCCAAGGCGGACGAGCGCGUGGGCAUCCAGGUGCGCAGGUUCUACUGGGCGCCCAUCUCCACCGACGACCUCUUCGGCCAGAUCCUCAACUGCACGCAGCGCGAGGACAUCCUGCCCGGUGCUGCCGGCGGCGUUCCCGCGACGGCCAAAGGCGGCAGCACCGCCGGAGGCCAGCCUGGGAAACAGAAGGCCGUGCUCGUCGUGUCCCUGCACGGCGAGUACUCCGAGAAGCUCAGGGACCUGUACCACGAGCACGGAGCGGCGGGCGGGGAGGCGGUGAGCGUGUACCAGCCCACGCACCUGGGCUCGCAGCGCUCCGGCGAGCAGCAGCACAACCAGAAGGCGCUGGCGGAGAUGGUGCUGCUCAGCUUCUCGGACGCGGUGGUCACCUCCGCCGUCUCGACGUUUGGGUACGUCGGGCAGGGGCUCGCGGGGCUGAGACCUUGGGUGCUUACGAGCCCCGUGGACAAGAAGGCGCCCGCCGACACGCCGUGCCGGCGCGCCGCUACCAUCGAGCCGUGCUUCCAUGCGCCGCUGGACUACGAUUGCCGGGCCAAAGCAAAAGGUGACGCCGGCAGGAGGGUGCGGCACAUCCGACACUGCGACGACUUCCCGCGGGGUGUGCAGUUGGUGGAAUGA
Molecule: messenger RNA, 1749 nt
Organism: Miscanthus lutarioriparius
Lineage: Eukaryota; Viridiplantae; Streptophyta; Magnoliopsida; Poales; Poaceae
Source: the annotation of a GenBank genome assembly